ACUGACGUAAAACGCCUCUGUGACGUCACCACCUCCUUAUGACGCCACCUGAGGCAAUUCCAGCCGGGAUGUUGGGUUGGGAUCCUCUAGAAGCCUUGCUGGUCCCGUUACUCGUGUAGAAUGGCCUCACCCCUCCGAGGAAAGCCCUCUUUGUCCCGGGUGGAGACCAGCCACCACAAAGAGACGUCGACGGUCCGCGUGGAGACGUCGUCCCGCCGCGUGGAGACGUCUUCCAGACAGGUGCGAAUGUCUUCCCAGCAGGUGGAGACCUCCCAGCGCCUCAGUGAGGGGCCCUUCCUGACCCCCUCUGGGAAACGGGCCCCCCACGUCCUCGAGGUGUCCUCUGAGCACGUGGAGACCUCCUCGCAGCGCGCCGAGACUUCUUCCCGCCAUGUCAGGGCCUCAACCCGGCAAGUGGAGACGUCUCUGCACCGCGCGGAGAGCCCCCUCCGGCGGGACAUGCCCGCGGCUCGCCCGAAUGUGAAAAAGCCCUGGUGAAAGUCCUCCCGAGGGCCCGAGGGGCCUUGAGUCCUGCGAGGGGAAAGAACUGCCACCAGUGUGCAACCAGCAGGUGGCCCAGUCUUGGGUUUCAUGCAGACAGCUCAGAAAUCAAUGGAGGAAAUAGUCAAACUGCGCUUUCCAGACCCAUCCAGCUUUUAUUGACUGCCCUGCAUUUUGAGCACUUUGACCCAGUGAACGAUUUCACGUGAAGCCGCACAAAAGUGUUCAGGAUGAUAAAUUGGCUUGUUGGACGAACAGGCCGUUUGAACCACU
This is a messenger RNA of Sorex fumeus (smoky shrew), 774 nucleotides long. It is a transcript of the gene CUNH17orf100, whose product is annotated as chromosome unknown C17orf100 homolog. The transcript has a single exon. The coding region runs from base 121 to 498 and encodes 125 amino acids. Lineage: Eukaryota; Metazoa; Chordata; Mammalia; Eulipotyphla; Soricidae. The record is from RefSeq and is a predicted model, not a curated record.